AUGCCUUUGGUUUUCAAGAGAACCAGUAACAACAAUAAUACAUCAUCAUCUACCUCUAGUCAUCGUCCAAGGCCUAAAACUAACUCUCAGAAGAACCCUUCUAUCGGUUCCACCAAGUCCCCAACACCACCAUCGAGGUUUCCUUUAACAAGCCCCAAUAGAUCAGCUUCGUCGGGAAGAAGUUCACUGAUGAAACCGUCGAUACGAUCAUCAUCUACAGUGAGAGGAAUGGUUUGGGAAAGGUCUGUGUCCAAAAGUGAUGAUGAGGAUUCUGAGGAUGAUAAGCCUUUGAGAGCUAGGCUUAAAGGGUAUUCUAAUCAGCAUAACAAACAAGGGAGCUCUUCUACGCGUGGUAGCUCGCAGCUGCCAGUACAAUGGAGCAAUGUGAGGCCUCAGGGAGUGAAUGAUAACAGUAGAAAGAGAUAUUCUGAUGAGAAA
This is a messenger RNA of Eruca vesicaria subsp. sativa (arugula), 438 nucleotides long. NCBI's taxonomy places the organism in Eukaryota, Viridiplantae, Streptophyta, Magnoliopsida, Brassicales, Brassicaceae. The record is from the annotation of a GenBank genome assembly.